Molecule: messenger RNA, 3098 nt
Organism: Drosophila arizonae
Lineage: Eukaryota; Metazoa; Arthropoda; Insecta; Diptera; Drosophilidae
Product: glutamyl aminopeptidase
Biological process (GO): proteolysis; peptide catabolic process
Cellular component (GO): membrane; cytoplasm
Molecular function (GO): metalloaminopeptidase activity; peptide binding; zinc ion binding
Source: RefSeq, a predicted model, not a curated record
GCUAGUUGUCCGUAGCUAGCGCUUAUUUGCGAUUUGAAUGUCGCCCGUUUUGGAUUAGCCCGCAUCGUUCACGUCAAUAUGAUAAUAACUGCUAAGGUGGUUAGCAUUUGCCUGGGCGUGGCACUCACUGCCUUCACCAUCUCCACAAUCGUGCUGGCCGUGCAGAAGGCGGAUUUGAAGGCGGAUUUGCGCGAUGCACAGGAGAAAUUAGAUCAGCUCGAGGCUGGUUUCACGUCCACCACGGCUGUACCCAGUUCCCCUACUGAGAGCACCACUGUGGAGCCGGGCCCCACAGAACCGCCGGAGAAAAUUGACUAUCGUCUGCCGACCGCAUUGACACCCACAAACUAUGAUCUCUAUUUGUAUCCGAAUAUCGAGACGGGUGAGUUUACGGGCGAGGAGACAAUUAGCAUAACCGUGAACGAGCCUACGGAUAAGAUAGUACUGCAUUCGCUAAACUUGAAUAUCAAAAGUGCGCACGUCUAUCAGGCGAUCGAGCCAACCAUUGCGGUCAAGGACUACGAGUUCGAUGCGGUUCGCGAGUUUCUCAUCAUCCACCUGACCCAGGAUCUGACCAAGGGUGCAACUGUAUUGCUCACCCUCGAGUUUUCCGGCAAUAUGGAAAAUAAAAUUGUUGGUCUGUAUAGCUCGUCCUAUGUAAAGGCCGACGAAAGUCGCAAAAAAAUAGCCACCUCCAAGUUCGAGCCGACCUAUGCCCGCCAGGCGUUCCCCUGCUUCGAUGAGCCCGCCCUGAAGGCCACCUUCGAGAUCACGUUGGUGCAUCCGAAGGACGGCGACUACCAUUCGCUCUCCAACAUGAAUGUGGAGGAUCAGCUGGAGAAGGACACCUACACAGAGGUGCGGUUUGCCAAGAGCGUGCCGAUGAGCACAUACCUCGCGUGCUUCAUUGUCUCCGACUUUAAGUCGAAGACAGUGAAGAUCGAUACGAAGGGCAUUGGCGAGCCCUUCGACAUGGGCGUUUAUGCCACACCCGAACAGAUCGAGAAGGUCGACUUUGCCACGACGGUGGGCAAGGGCGUCAUUGAAUACUACAUCGACUAUUUCCAAAUCGAGUACCCGCUGCCCAAGCUGGAUAUGGCCGCCAUACCCGAUUUCGUGUCGGGCGCCAUGGAGCACUGGGGUCUGGUCACCUAUCGGGAGACCUCGCUGCUGUACGAGGAGGCCACCAGCUCCACGGUGAACAAGCAGCGCGUUGCCAGUGUGAUAGCCCACGAAUUUGCGCACAUGUGGUUCGGUAAUUUAGUUACUAUGCAUUGGUGGAAUGAUUUAUGGCUGAACGAGGGUUUCGCCAGCUUUAUUGAAUAUCUGGGCGUGGAUUCCGUCUUUCCCGAAUGGAAUAUGCGGGAUCAAUUUAUUGUGAGCACUUUGCAUGCAGUGUUCAACCUGGAUGGCACUCUGGGCUCACAUCCCAUCAUUCAGAAGGUUGAGAAUCCCGAUCAGAUAACAGAGAUCUUUGACACCAUUACGUAUUCCAAAGGCUCCUCGCUGGUGCGCAUGUUGGAAGAUUUUCUGGGCGAGACAAUCUUUCGCCGAGCGGUUACCAAUUAUCUCAAUGAAUACAAAUACCAGAACGCCGUAACGGACAACUUCUUUGCCGAGAUUGACAAAUUGGGGCUGGACUUUAAUGUGACGGACAUCAUGCUGACAUGGACGGUGCAGAUGGGUCUGCCGGUAGUCACGAUCACCAAGGUUACCGACACUGAAUACAAAUUGACACAGAAGCGUUUCUUGUCCAAUCCGAAUGACUAUAACGUGGUGCAUGAGCCCUCGGAAUUCAACUAUCGCUGGUCCAUACCCAUCACAUAUACGACCAGCCAAGAUCCCACGGUGAAGCGCGAAUGGUUUUAUCACGAUAAGAGCGAAAUCACUAUAACCGUGCCCACUGCUGUGGAUUGGAUCAAGUUCAAUUACGAUCAAGUGGGCUAUUAUCGGGUCAACUAUGAUCAGUCCCUCUGGGCGUCGCUGGCCAAUCAGAUGGUGGCCAAGCCAGAGGCAUUCAGUGCCGGCGAUCGUGCCUCCCUGUUGAAUGAUGCCUUCGCCCUGGCUGAUGCCACUCAGCUGCCCUACGAGAUUGCCUUCGACAUGACCAAGUACUUGGACAAGGAGGUGGAGUAUGUGCCCUGGAGCGUGGCUGCGUCCAAGCUGACCUCGCUGAAGCACACUCUCUUCUACACCAGCAGCUAUGCCAAGUUCAAGAAAUAUGCCACAGCUCUGAUUGAGCCGAUUUACACGUCGCUCACCUGGACGGUAGGAGAGGAUCAUUUGGAUAACCGCCUACGUGUGACCGCCCUGAGUGCCGCUUGUUCGUUGGGUUUAGAGUCCUGCUUGACAGAGGGCGGUCAGCAGUUCAAGGCCUGGCUUGCCACGCCCGAUAAGCGACCCAAUCCCGAUGUGCGCGAGACUGUCUACUACUAUGGCAUGCAGUCGGUGGGCAACCAGGAGAUUUGGGAUACCGUCUGGGAGCUGUUCGUCAAUGAGGCCGACGCCAGUGAGAAGUCGAAGCUGAUGUAUGGCCUGGCCGCCGUACAGGAGCCUUGGCUGCUGCAGCGCUACAUUGAUCUGGCCUGGAAUGAGGAGUAUGUGCGUGGCCAGGAUUACUUCACUUGCCUGACCUACAUCUCGGCCAAUCCCAUGGGCGAGCCGCUGGUGUGGGACUAUGUGCGCGAGCACUGGCCGCAGCUGGUGGCCCGCUUUGGCCUCAACGAACGCUACUUGGGCAAUCUGAUACCAUCGAUAACGGCGCGAUUCCACACUCAGACCAAGCUCGAGGAAAUGGAACAGUUCUUUGCCAAGUACCCGGAGGCGGGUGCGGGCACAGCAGCACGCGUGCGUGCCCUGGAGACAGUCAAGAACAACAUUGUGUGGCUGGCCGAAAAUCUCGAAAGCGUCGAUGCCUGGCUGGAGCAGCAACAGCGACUGAACUAGCCCCAAGCACCUGACCAACUGGGGCAAUCGUAGUGGACGUGCUCACAAAACAGAGUCACAAAGUUUUUUUUUUAACCAUCGAAUUGCCAUUGUAAAGAUUAGAGAACUGCAGAGAAACACAUAAAUGACAAUAAAGAAAUUUUUCAAAUGGA